Messenger RNA from Cinara cedri, 666 nucleotides. NCBI's taxonomy places the organism in Eukaryota, Metazoa, Arthropoda, Insecta, Hemiptera, Aphididae. The record is from the annotation of a GenBank genome assembly.
GAACUCGACUUAUCAAUUACCAAAGAUUUAGAACUCGAUUCCACCGCAAAAAUAAUCACGAUAAAUAAUACAACCUCCGAAAAAUCUGCCGGCAACAAAUCCGUCAAAGAACCCGUGAUUUCGUUAACCCAUAACACCGAUAAAGAACCCGACACCGCCGCAGGAAUAGGUAGAACACCAUAUAAAUCUUCGGAAAUCACGUCCGUCCAGGAACUCGUUUUAUCAAUCUUCAAUGAUUUAGUAUUCGAUUCCGCCGCAAUAAAAUUCUCCUUCCAAGAACCCGCAAUUUCAAUAUUUGAACUCAUUGAUAUCAGAGAACAUGAUAUUAAGGAAGAAAACAAUCAAAACCCAGAUAUAUCUUCCGAAAUCACGUCCGUCCAGGAACUGGUCUUAUCAAUCACCAAUGAUUUAGAACCCGAUUCCGCCGCAAAAAAAAUCACGAUAAUAAAUACCACAUCCGAAAAAUCUGCCGACAUUACAUCCGUCAAUGAACCCGUGAUUUCGUUUACCUAUAAGAACGAUAUAGAACCCGACACUUCCACAGGAAUAGUUCGAACACCAGAUAUAUCUUCUGAAAUCACGUGCGUCCGGGAACCCGACUUUUCAAUAAUUGAAACUGUUGAUAUCAUAGAACAUGAUAUUGACGAAGAAAACAAUCAAAAACCA